CUAAGAUUAUAAAAUUGUAAUAUAAAAUGUAGCCCAGGGGCAAUCAAAAGUGCAUUAAGUUUGUGUAUUAUUUAAAAAUGAAUGUAUAUGUUGUGUGUUUAUGUUUUAUUUCUUGUAGUUUGGGAAGAAAACUCACAAUAACAGGUGGAGAUGUAGCUGUGCCUCACGCUUACCCAUACCAAGUUGGUAUACGAAUAAAUGAUGAUCAAUUCUGUGGAGGAUCUCUUAUUUCCGCAAAUUUUGUUCUCACUGCAGCUCACUGCGUAAACCGAAAAGAUCUGUCGCUGGAUAUCAUCUUAGGAGCACAUAACAUAUCCGAUACAGAAACAACCCAAAUUCACAGAACAAGCGCCAACAUAACAAUUCAUGAAGAGUUUGAUGACAUAAGCUUCCAAAACGACAUUGCUCUGAUAGAACUGGACGAGCCUGCUCCGAUAACUUCUGCCAUUCAAACAAUUCCUUUGCUUCCCCAGACGCAAGCUGAUGAUCCUUUCACAAACGAAUACGUAACUGUUACAGGAUGGGGUUUGAUUAAAGAUGUGUUCAAUCCCACUAUUAAAGAUAUAUCAAAGGUACUAAUGGUUGUAAAUGUUACAGUUAUGCUGUUGGAUGAUUGCAAAAAAUAUUAUGAUGGCGAUUACUUUAGUAGUAUAGUCUAUAUUACUAAUAAUAACAUUUGUACUAAUGGAAACGAUCAAAAAGGGACUUGCAGUGGGGAUUCUGGUGGACCUCUGGUCUGGGAUAAUGUUCAAAUUGGUAUAGUGUCUGCUGGAACAGGCUUGUGUCAGAUUGGUGCUCCAUCAGUGUUUACUCACGUUGGCAAAUAUUUGGACUGGAUUAAAAAAUAUGUUGAUGUAUAAACAAAUAAAUAAAUUAUUUAAGCAUGUUCAGUUUAGAUUGUAUAACUCAUACAUAAGUAAAAAACUUCGAUUUGUA
Molecule: messenger RNA, 936 nt
Organism: Diabrotica virgifera virgifera (western corn rootworm)
Lineage: Eukaryota; Metazoa; Arthropoda; Insecta; Coleoptera; Chrysomelidae
Product: brachyurin
Exons: 3
Coding region: 78-860 (260 amino acids)
Biological process (GO): proteolysis
Molecular function (GO): serine-type endopeptidase activity
Source: RefSeq, a predicted model, not a curated record